Molecule: messenger RNA, 3450 nt
Organism: Cordyceps militaris CM01
Lineage: Eukaryota; Fungi; Ascomycota; Sordariomycetes; Hypocreales; Cordycipitaceae
Product: EF hand domain protein
Exons: 5
Coding region: 1-3450 (1149 amino acids)
Biological process (GO): endosomal transport; endocytosis
Cellular component (GO): cytoplasm; plasma membrane
Molecular function (GO): calcium ion binding; protein binding
Source: RefSeq, a predicted model, not a curated record
AUGUCGGCCGACGCGGGCCCCAGUUCCGCCGCCCAGCCGAACCUCAACCUGACCCCCGACGAGAAGCGAGUCUAUGGCCAGCUCUUCCGCCAGGCAGACACCGACGCCGUCGGUGUCGUCACUGGCGACGUCGCCGUCACCUUUUUCGACAAGACCCGGCUUGAUUCGCGCAUAUUAGGAGAGAUCUGGCAAAUCGCCGACAAGGAGAACAGAGGCUUCCUCACGCCCACCGGCUUUGGCAUCGUCUUGCGCCUCAUCGGCCAUGCACAGGCUGGAUCUGAACCGACACGGGAGCUCGCAUUGCUUCCUGGUCCGCUGCCCCGAUUUGAUGGCUUUCCGCUACCCGCCCUCACCUCUCCAAUCACGGCCCAGCACUCAGGCACCCCGGCAGGGGCUCGCAUCCCGCCUUUGACCCCCGACAAGAUCACGCAAUACAGAGCUCUCUUCGAUCGCCAGCCUCUCCAAGGCGCCCUGCUCCCCGGAGACCAGGCCCGCUCCAUCUUCGACCGAUCCGGCCUGCCAAAUGAGACUCUUGGCCGCAUAUGGGCUCUUGUCGACACCGAACAGCGCGGCGCGCUUUCUGCGCCCGAGUUCAUUGUCGCCAUGCACCUGCUCACGUCGACCAACUCUGGUGCUCUGCGCUCGCUACCCAAUGUCCUGCCUCCUGCUAUUCUCGAAGUCGCUGCUGGUCGUGGGCCCGCGAGACAGUCUCCGCGUACCAGCAAUGCCGGCCUUCCUCGCCAGCUCACCGGCCAGCUUACCGGCCAGCAGCGCACCGCGAGUCCUCUCGGACCUGGUCCUCAGGCCGCCGGCGAUUGGCUUGUUACUCCUGCUGACAAGGGUAGAUUUGACCAGCUAUAUGCAACUCUAGACAAAACAAACAAGGGCUACAUCACUGGCGAAGAGGCCGUUCCUUUCCUCAGCCAGUCCAACCUCUCCGAAGAUGCCUUAGCCCAGGUCUGGGAUCUCGCCGAUGUCAACUCGCAAGGCCAUUUGAGCCGCGACGAGUUUGCCGUCGCCAUGUAUCUCAUCCGACAGCAGAGACUAAACCCGUCCACGCCACUGCCUUCCACGCUGCCACCGAACCUUGUUCCUCCUAGCUUGCGUAGCCAGUCACGCCAACGUCCUGCCGCAUCACCGUUUGACCCGCCGCCUAUGGACAGACCUGCUCCGCCGCAACCAAAAUCUGCCAUGGAGGACCUGUUUGGCCUCGACACGUCGCCCUUGCCCGCACCUCCCGCCCCGCGACAAGAUCCCAUGUCUACUGGCGGGUCUACAAACGACCCCUUUGCCGGCGGUCCCGGGAAUGCGAUGCCCGCUUCACCUACGCGCGGUAACACGUUCCAGGCAUUUGUACCAAGCUCGUCCUUUGGUAGAGGCCUCACUGGCUCACCCGUCACAUCUCAGCCCCCAGCCUCUGAAGAUCUUUUAGCCGACAACAACCCGGAGGAAACAAGGAACAUAACUGGUGAAAGCACCGAACUUGCCAAUUUAUCGAACCAGAUCAGCACGCUGUCGACCCAGAUGCAGGAGACGCAAUCCAAGCGCACUGGUACUCAAAAUGACUUGAAUCAAACCAACACGCAGAAGCAAAACUUCCAGCAGAGACUCGCCCAGCUCCGCACGCUUUAUGAAAAGGAAGCCCAGGAUGCGCGCGCACUCGAGGAGCAGCUCCGAGCUUCCAGGACCGAAACGCAGAAGCUGCAAGGCGAAUGCAUGACCCUAGAGGGCAACUUGUCCGAUGCCCAGGCCCAGCGCCAGCAGGUUUUGACUGCUCUGCAGUCCGAUCAGCAGGAAAACACCAGUCUGCGUGAGCGUAUUCGCGUGGCCAACGCCGAGCUCACACAGCUCAAGCCGCAAAUCGAAAAGCUCAAAAUGGAAGCUCGCCAGCAGAAAGGGCUGGUUGCUAUCAACAAGAAGCAGCUUUUGACGACGGAAGGCGAGCGGGAUAAACUAAAGACGGAAGCAGCGGAUCUCGGCAGAGCGUCGGGCGAGGAGACGUCUCGUGGACUAGAGUCCAGCUCUGUGCCGGAAGCGCCUGGCGGCAGUGUCAUCAGCCCUGCGCUCUCGACAGCGAGUGGAAACAACCCUUUCUUCAAGCGCACUGCUAGUACCGACAUUAUGGGCGUCUUUGCCAGUCCUUCCGGCACCGACGAGAUAUUCGGACCUUCUGGUGGUACGCCCGGCCCGACCCCUGCCCCAUUCCGGCCGCAGACCACGGGAAACUCGGCUACGAGUGCGUCUGGACCGACCCCAGCUCCAUUCCGGCCUCAGACCACGGGAACCUCCACCACGAGCGCUGGAUCCUCUUACGCAACACCACCAAGCUCGACACCUGUCUUGAGCCGUGCGACAACUCUCCGCGCCGACAACCCACCUCCUCCACCAGAGUCGCGCCAGAUUAGCUCGAGCUUCCUGCCUUUUGGCGGUCAGAGUGAGUCUGUCUCAUCUUCUCGUCAAGUCUCACCACCGGCUUCGCGCGCCGACGGCUCAUUUGCCGACGGACCGAGUGCUGCUAGCAAGGCAACCGAAGAGGGCAGCAAUGAGGAUGCUGCCAAGACCCCUACUACUAGCGAUAGCCAGGCCAUCGCAAGCCCCAGCAAGGAAAAGGCGGCACCAUUCGGUGACGACAAGGACAAGGCCAAGGCAGACUUUGACAGUGCCUUUGCCUCCUUUACUUCCUCCAAGUCUACUGCCAGUGCGGAUACCGCUGCACCGAAAACCAAGUCGGUUUUUGACACUGAAUUUCCCCCAAUCUCUGAAAUUGAGCGUGAUGAUGAGUCUGACUCUGAGAGCGAGCAGGGCGGCUUUGACGACGAUUUCGCCCCCCACUCACCCCAGCGUAACAGGACUGCACCAAAGGCGGCUUCUCCCGUCGCUGAAACAACCGAGAACGCCGCGGCGCCCGUCCCAGCUGUACCACCCAAGGGUGUCUUUGACGACCUAGACGACGACUUUGACGGAUUAGAGGAAGCCAAGGAAGGCUCUGCCGAUGACGACUUCGCCAACAUUUCACGCUCCGGCUUUGAGGACUAUAAUGCCAUGUUUGACAGCCCGCCUGCGAGCCAGCUCAAGGGCGACCACGGCGCCUUUGGCAACGAGAGCAGCUUUGACUUUAUCCCGUCCAACCCGGCCGGUGCCGAGUCGUCCAAGGGCGGCACCGGCGCUGGCGGCGCUGAGUCGCACGACUGGGACGCCAUCUUUUCCGGCCUCGACACGGCUGACCCUGUUGGCAGCACGGCCGCCGACACGACCAAGGACGAGAGCAAGGCGCCAACGGGGCGUCCCGCUGCUGUCGGCCGCGCGCUCACGGACAAGGGUGUGCACGACGAUCCGAUCCUCAAGAGCCUCACCAGUAUGGGCUACGCGCGGUCCGAUGCCCUCGCCGCUCUGGAAAAGUACGACUACGACUUGGAGAGGGCCGCCAACCAUCUCGCCAGCAAAUCGUAG